Pseudocercospora fijiensis CIRAD86 is the source of this 465-nucleotide messenger RNA. RefSeq lists its product as uncharacterized. The transcript has a single exon. NCBI's taxonomy places the organism in Eukaryota, Fungi, Ascomycota, Dothideomycetes, Mycosphaerellales, Mycosphaerellaceae. The record is from RefSeq and is a predicted model, not a curated record. The coding region runs from base 1 to 465 and encodes 154 amino acids.
AUGGCCAUCUCCGGCUUUCUGUUUCUCUCAUGGCGCAUAUUCGAAAUCAUCACACUCACGCCGAUUGUGGGCAUGCUGGGCUGGUUCGUCCACAUCUACGACAGCAAUAAUCUCCUGACGCCCGACUACAUCCUGGUGCUGUUCAUAGUGUCGGUACUGGCAUUGGCUUGGACGGUCUUUACCACCAUCAACUACCUGCGCGCGAGACAUGAUGCGCUAUUCGUUGCAUUUGUCGAUCUGGCCUUCUUCGGGGCGCUGAUUGGAGGAGUCGUCGUCUUGCGCUUCAUCGCGCGCCAGAAUUGUGCCAAUUUCGACGUGGGAAACUCAUACCUAUCUAUAAGUUUCAACAAGCAAUGCGCGAUGCUGAAGGCCAGCUGGGCAUUGGCCAUCAUCAACAUCAUCGCAUUCUUCGUCACAUUCGUAAGUAGAAUGUUUCGUCAACGAACUUGUUCUGUUCACGACUGA